CAGUCGCGGCGCGCGCAACAGUGAGCAGCCGUGCCCGAGCGGCGAGCAACCCUCCGCUCGCCGCGCAGCCCACGUAGUCGGUGUGCGCCAUGGAGGAGCCUCCAGCCAGCUGCGCGUAACGUUAGCUGCGAGCGUCACGCGUUACACUCGUCACAGUAACUUCAAAAUGCAUAGUCCGGCGGCGGCGAUCUUCCUGCUCGUUUUCACGGGAGUAAUUGUGUCGUUGGCAGCAGUGGCACUUAAGGACCACCACCACCAGCCGCGGGCCUCUGCUGGAUCUGGCGGUGGCGGUGGUUGUCGUGGAGGGGACAGCGGGGGUGGCAAGGAGAAAGUACCCCGGAGGACGAGAUACCGUACAGGUCAUAUCUGUUCUGUUCCAGGACACCUAUCGGAGUUUUCCUGCGGGAAGCUGUACUACAGGACAUUCAUGCUCGACUCGAAGAGGGAUUCUCUAUACGUUGGCGCAAUGGAUCGCGUCUUCAGACUGAACCUCAACAACAUCAGUCAGUCGCUGUGCGAUAAAGAUUCUUUGGUGAUGGAAGCGAGUCAUGUGGCGAACUGCGUCUCCAAAGGCAAAUCUGAGCACUUCGACUGCCGCAAUCAUAUACGCGUCAUCCAGCCAAUGGGUAACGGAAACCGUCUCUAUGUGUGCGGGACCAAUGCACACAGUCCGAAGGACUGGGUUAUUUACGCGAACCUGACUCACCUGUCGCGGCGUGACUACGUGCCCGGCGUGGGCACGGGCGUGGCCAAGUGCCCGUACGACCCGGCGGACAACUCGACGGCGGUGUGGGUGGAGCGCGGCAACCCGGGCGGCCUGCCGGGCCUCUACAGCGGCACCAACGCCGAGUUCACCAAGGCCGACACCGUCAUCUUCCGCACAGACCUGCACAACCUCACCACCGGCCGCCGCGAGUUCUCCUUCAAGAGGACUCUCAAGUACGACUCCAAGUGGCUCGACAAGCCGAACUUCGUUGGCUCGUUCGACGUGGGCGAGCACGUGCUGUUCUUCUUCCGGGAGCCGGCCGUGGAGUACAUCAACUGCGGCAAGAGCGUCUACUCGCGCGUGGCGCGCGUCUGCAAGCGCGACACCGGCGGCAAGAACAUCCUCUCGCAGAACUGGGCCACCUUCCUCAAGGCGCGCCUCAACUGCUCCCUGCCCGGCGAGUUCCCCUUCUACUUCAACGAGAUACAGGCCGUAUACCGCACCCCGGACGAUCCGAGCCGCUUCCACGCCGUCUUCACGACGUCCAGCACGGGCCUGAUCGGAUCGGCCAUCUGCUCGUACACGCUGCAGGACGUGCAGCAGGCGUUCCGCGGCCGCUUCAAGGAGCAGGCGACCAGCAGCUCCGCCUGGCUGCCCGUCCUCUCCAGCAGGGUGCCCGAGCCGAGGCCCGGAGAGUGCGUCAACGACACACAGACCCUGCCCGACACGGUGCUCAACUUCAUCCGAUCGCACCCGCUGAUGGACUCUGCCGUGGGCCACGAGUACGGCAAGCCGGUGUUCUACAAGAGGGACGAGGUGUUCACCACCGUCGUCGUGGACCGACUCAAGGCUGAGCUGGCGCCAGCCGGCGUCUACAGCGUCUUCUACGCGGGCACCAGCACUGGGUCCGUGUACAAGGUCGCCCAGUGGUUCGAUCCAGCUACCGGGGAAUCCUCGUCAAGUCUCGUCGACGUCUUCGACGUGACACCAGGAGAAGCGAUCCACGUCAUGGAUAUCUCACCACAGCACGCGUCGCUGUACGUGGCGACGGACGAGCGCGUGCGGCAGCUGCUGCUGGCCGACUGCGGCCGUCGCCAUUCCAACUGCCUGCAGUGCGUCACCGACCCAUACUGCGGCUGGGACCGCCGAGACGGCGUCUGCAGACUGUACGCCCCUGGACUGCUGCAGGACGUGACGAACAGAUCGCGCGGCCCGUGCGAGACGAGCGUGCCCAAGAAGCGGCUGACGGUGACGUGGGGCCAGAGCGUCCACCUGGGCUGCCUCAGCCAGCAGCAGGCGGCUCCGCAGGUGCUCGCCGGCCGCGCCGUCUCCUGGCUGCACUACAGCGACGCCCGGGGCCGCUACCACAUACGCUUCAGUAAGCCCGAGAAGUACAUCGAGACGUCGGAGCACGGGCUGGUGAUAAUCGCGGUGACGGAGGCGGACGCGGGCCGCUACGACUGCUGGCUGGGCGGGGCGCUGCUCUGCUCCUACAACGUCACCGUCGACACCCACCGCUGCUCGCCGCCCGGCAAGUCGCACGACUACCAGAAGAUCUACUCCGACUGGUGCCACGAGUUCGAGAAGUACAAGACCGCCAUGAAGUCCUGGGAGCGCAAGCAGGCGCAAUGCCUGGCGCGACAGAAUGAAAGCAACCAAAACGCACAUCCAAACGAGAUCUAUCACGGUUCACUGAUAAGGUAACGUGGCAACGCUAAGUGAGGCACAUGGCUGGAGAAUGUGGCUCCCAUCUACUCAGCGAGCGCCUCAUUCUUGGCCGCCUCAGAAGAGUGGAUCGAUGGCCCCGGAGACCGUGCACAGUAUUCACGCGAACUCGCAGCUCUUCCUAAACUGACAGCUGUUGGUGGCAAGUUGGACCAGCGGCUGCAAGUGCUCUGAGCUGUGGACAUUGUACGCUCAAAUGGUGUUUGUUUGCUGAUAUGUCAGUACAUUGACUGAUGGGUAACUUACUGUCGUAGGUAGCACUUGGGACCUGGACACAAACUGAUUUAGGUUUUCUAGAAAAUGAUUUAUGAGUAAGGACAAUAACGGUGUUUCUUAAUGUGUAUCUUGUUGGGGAACAUGACAUCCAAAAGUUUACCGUUGAUGAACGUUACUUAUCUCUUAGCCCCUGUAAAAAGUUCCCCAAAGGAAAGUCUUGUGGGAUGUUACCUUUCCAGCAUGUCUGCUAACAUCAUCCACUGUAUAACAGCCAGUGUUUGUGUGGCAGAAAGUAGAAUUUAUUUGUGCUGUGAAUGUAACACACUGUAGACUUAGCAGUUGCAAGAAUAAUAAAUUACUGUUGCUGUCUGACAAGAAGCAGAUAUCUGACUUACAGUGGCAAAAAAUGACGUAUGUUCCUUUAAUGACGCUAACUGACAAUGUCAAAUUGAAAAAAAAAAUGUUUUGUUCAGAUCACAGGUAAACAGAAUGAACUUCACAUGUUAACAUUGCUUUUUCUUAAUUUUUGAAUUUCGUUUAGGAAAUGAAAAGAAAUUAUAAUUUCUUUGGGGAAACUCUUGUUUAUAGUCUUACAUGAGGUCUGUGUCCACUUAACCACAGUGCUAGCCACAAAAGACAAUUUCGAAGUUUGACACUUGAAUGAAUGACUGUUUGUAUAUAAAUGGUACAGUGCUAAAAAUGAACUGUGUCUGUUUGGUGUUCCUGAAUAUUUGUGAAUGUAUUUGAUGAACUUCCCCACCCAUAAAGAUAUUUAAUGGA
Messenger RNA from Schistocerca cancellata (South American locust), 3427 nucleotides. Its product is annotated as semaphorin-2A-like. Lineage: Eukaryota; Metazoa; Arthropoda; Insecta; Orthoptera; Acrididae. The transcript is spliced from 14 exons. Bases 167 to 2410 code for a protein of 747 amino acids. Gene Ontology annotation, biological process: semaphorin-plexin signaling pathway; positive regulation of cell migration; negative regulation of axon extension involved in axon guidance. The record is from RefSeq and is a predicted model, not a curated record. Gene Ontology annotation, molecular function: semaphorin receptor binding; chemorepellent activity.